AUGGCCACUACUACUACUACCACUGACAUGGAAUCCAUGGACACGUCGAGCUACAACAACGCGAACCGGAUGCACGUGCUGGCGAACGGCGACAUUGUGGACUGCGGACGGCUGCCACAGACGGCCCGCAACAACCUCUACAAGACGGAGCUGUGCAAGCACUACACGGAGAACGGGAGCUGCCGCUACGGCCCCAAGUGCCAGUUCGCCCACGGCGAAGACGAGCUGCGGGGAGUGCUGCGCCACCCCAAGUACAAGACCACUCGGUGCAAGGCCUUCUUGUCCACGGGCAAGUGCAUGUACGGCUCGCGCUGCCGCUUCAUCCACACGCGGUACCCUGGCGAAGAGGACCAGCGCUUUGUCAACUACGGCAGCAGCGACCUGUCGAGCACUGAGAGCGAGUCGGACGAGCUGGAGGCCAUGCCGUCACACGGGGACCUGCUCGUGAACCCGUACGGCAGUGCACUGGAGCCGAUCGACCUGUCGCAGCCAUUCAGCGGCUUCCACCAGUCCAUGUCGCUCGCCCCGCUCUCAUGCCUCACGGCGUCGUCGUCGUCCCAGCCCGAGUUUGACUCGUACUUGAGCUACGACCCGUUCCGCCACUACGCGUUCCCGAGCAGCGACCUGAGCUGCUGCGACCAGCGCAGCAGUAUCACCAGCAGCAGCAGUGCGGACGCAUUGAGCGCGUUGUCGCCCCGUUCCUCGAGCAGCACUGAGUCUGUAACGUCCAAGUUCUCCCGUCUGACGAUCUUCCAGCGCAUCUGUCGCGAAGAUGCGUAG
Hyaloperonospora brassicae is the source of this 780-nucleotide messenger RNA. Lineage: Eukaryota; Oomycota; Peronosporomycetes; Peronosporales; Peronosporaceae. The record is from the annotation of a GenBank genome assembly.